This is a messenger RNA of Panicum virgatum (switchgrass), 1447 nucleotides long. RefSeq names its product peptidyl-prolyl cis-trans isomerase FKBP17-1, chloroplastic-like. The transcript has 4 exons. Gene Ontology annotation, molecular function: peptidyl-prolyl cis-trans isomerase activity. The record is from RefSeq and is a predicted model, not a curated record. NCBI's taxonomy places the organism in Eukaryota, Viridiplantae, Streptophyta, Magnoliopsida, Poales, Poaceae. The coding region runs from base 232 to 801 and encodes 189 amino acids.
GUAAAGUAGAACGGGAAACUGUGCAUUUGCUAGCACGGGAGCCCACAGUUCUGCACUUAACUAUAUUUUAGUUUCAUUGAACUCAAUAUUUAUAGUGAUUUCAACAGUUGUUUCCCUGGAUCAAAAUAGAAAAUGAAGACGUUAGAGAAUUACAAAUUCGGAAGUAAAAAAGAAAAAUCAAACUGAAUCAUAAAACAAAGAAAAAAAAAGAAGAGAGGCGAACAACCGGCGAUGGUCACGACUGCCGUCACGGCGGUCGCCGGCGCCGUGCCGCCGCCUCCGAAAGGAAAAGCUGUGACUUCAGCCGCAACACCACCUCCCACCCUCACCAGAAGGCACCUCCUCGUCGCGGGCGCCACCGCCUCCGCCCUCCGCACCGCACCCGCCUCCGCUGCGGCCCCCAAAUUCGCUGAGAUCCCCGGCUCCGGCGGCGUGAAGGCCCUGGACCUUCGGGAGGGUUCCGGUGAGGUCCCGGCCGACGGCGACCAGGUUGCAACCCAUUACUAUGGAAGAUUGGCAGCAAAACAAGGAUGGCGCUUUGAUUCCACGUAUGAUCAUAAGGACGAAACUGGUGAUCCCAUGCCGUUUGUCUUCACCAUUGGAUCUGGAAAAGUUAUACCUGGUAUUGAAGCAGCAGUGAAGUCCAUGAGAGUUGGUGGUCUUCGCCGUGUGAUCAUUCCACCAUCACAGGGAUAUCAGAACACAUCACAAGAACCUAUCCCUCCUAACUUCUUUGAUCGGCAGAGGCUAUUCACUGCGUUCGGCAGGCUGGAGCUGGAGGCUGGAGCUGGAAUGGUGUGAGAGAAAAAUACUGUUGGGCUGGCUGGAGCUGGAGCUGGUGGCGGGAGUGGUGUGAGAGGAAAAUACUGUUGGGCUGGAGCUGAAGCUGGCUGCCGAACGCAGUGAAUUUACUACUAUAUUCAACCCCACACGUCUGGCAAACGGCGAGGGUUCCACUCUCGGUACACUUAUCUUCGACAUCGAUCUAAUCAACAUAAGGCAGCGCUCAUAACUGUUCUGCUUUGUGAGGAUAGAAGACUUAUCAACCCCUCAUUGAAAUCUUUUGGCUCCAUGCUCAUCACUCUUGUGUCUGAAAAAGAAACUCUGUGCAAGAAUUCGAUCUUGCUUUGUGCUUAAUCCCUUCUGUAAUACAUAUGAAACACAGUAAUAUACUGACACACAAUACAAAGAAAAGUCAAGUGAGCGCAACUCUGAAGGUCAGGUUUACACGGUGCACACUGCAGCAUUGGCUUUCACAUCAGCAAAAAGUUGGACUCCAUGAAAAUAACCUAUACUAGUAGUUCACAUCUGACUUGCACUGCAUCCUCCUAUACUUUUUUUCAACAGACUGGUAGUUGCUUUUGAAGAGCAGAAUAUUGGAAGAGAGAUUCCAGUGUAGAACACAUAUUUGUUGGAUACUAUAAUGUAGUCAUAAUUGUUAUCGCUA